CAGAAUCUGAAAAAUGGAAAUACAUACAACGUGUUUGUUUAUUCUUAUCUUUGCUGAAGGUAUCAGCUCAAUAACAGUGACAACAAAUUCAGAGAUAAAUGUUACACUCGGAUCAAAUACGCCCAUUGUUUUGAAUUGUACAUACCCCACAGAAAUUACUGUAGAAACAAUAAAAUGGAAAAAAUUAGUUCAUGGUGUUAACAAGUAUUUGGCAAGAUUUGAUCCUAGGCAGAGUGAUGCAAGUCUCGCCGGAGAUGGGAUUUACUUGGUGAAUAGAUCUAAUCUUAUCAAUCCUAAAAAUAGUUCUAGAAGUGCUGUUCUGAUAAUCAAUGACGUCAAGUGUGAAGAUGACGGGAAGUACCAAUGUUUCGUGGAGUACAAAGAUGGAGUACUAAUUAAAGAAGCUACAAGUAAAACAACCGUCUUUUUACAAGUUGAGGCAGAGCAGCCGACAAGUUUCGAAUUCUACCAAAAUGGCACUCUGAAAGAAAACGACAAGGUGUUUUUGUCAUGUUCUGCGAAUGUUGGAAACCCUGGUGGAUUUGUUGCAAUAUGGAAGCUAAAUAAGUUAUCAAAUCAACCGAUAAUAUUGAAUAAGUCAAGUGAAGUAGUUGAGAAGACGGAGAAUUGUACAGCGGUUGCAAACCUCAGUAUAACUUACACGGUUUCCCGAGAUGACAAUGGUGCGAUUUUCCGAUGUUCUUCACAAAACAGACAAACACAGGAACCUGCUCCUUAUAAUGACACAAUAGCAAUCGAUGUUUAUUAUGGCCCUUCCAACGUUACAAUUAUAAGUUCGGCUCCACAUCUGGAUUUAUUUGUCGGAGCGAAUGUAAAUCUCACAUGUAGUUCUGAUGGGAAUCCACUUCCUUCUUUCAAAUGGAAAUUUAAUUCCAGUGACGUUCUAAAUGACGAAAGACACUCGCUCACUCAGGACAACAGAACCCUUAUUCUUAGAAAAAUGGUUUCCAACGAUAGUGGAAUUUAUUCGUGCUUUGCUUUAAAUGUAGUCGAUGGGGACACACUAAAGAUGUCUUCAAACAAAUCGCUGAUAAUCAAAGAAAAACAUAAAGAAGAUGUAGAAGCGUCCCAGCCAACAUGCGGAGAAAGCCAAUGUAAAAUAUCAGAAAUUUGCUCCGAAAUAGAUGGUAGAGCAGUCUGUGACGUGAACUAUUGGUUUUUUGCCGCCCUUGUUUUUAUGUUCUUCACUAUGAUUUUUAUAGUGACAACAACAUUUUUGUGCAUUAGGCGUUCAAGACACAAGAACAACUCUAUAAACUUCAAUGGUGAAGUGAAAUCUGGUGCUCUCAUCAAAUCUCAGGCCAAUGAUUACGAUCUUGAUGGAUAUUCAGACCCCAAGGACGUUACUAAAUUAUGCCAAAACACCGAGGAAAGUGGAUCUGAAAAUGUAGCCUAUGCAGAUCCAGUUGACAGCAACAAUCAGUAUGCAUCUGCCAAAAAGGACCUCCCAAAUCCUUCGAAUCCUCCCAAUGUAUACGACGGUGCUUGGGUCUGAUAACUUCGUACAGAAAGAGGGCGGAACUUCAGCGAGAAGCAUAUAUCAGAAACGUUAUUUACGUCACUGUCACUCCGCACAGCAAAGUAGCAUUUCCCAAGCUUCAACACGCUUCAUUGUACCUUAACUUUAUUCAUUUUUGUUUGUUUGUUUUGUUAAGAUUUAACAUACUCUUCAUAAUUUGUUUUACUGAAUAGAUGGUACUUUAUAUUUUUUUAAAUAUGUGAAUUAUUUAUGUAUAUUUAUAGACACCAGUCAAUUCAUUGCAUAUUACAUAUACAUGAAUAUUGUUUUACAGCAAAAUCAUUUGCGGAUCAAGAGGGGGUUUCGGGGUUGGAACGGGUUUGGACCCCCUCCCCUUUAAUUUUUGCCAAGAGAGGAGAAAGAGAUGAGUGAGAGAAGGAUUAAAGCAGCUCGAUCAGCAACAGUCUGUUCAUACUCCACUUGCUAUAGAUAGUCUCACAUAUUUCCUUUCUUCAAUUUACCUUGACUAUCCCUCCCUUUUAGCGUUUAUGAGUAGAUGGGAGAAAUUAUUCUACUUAUUUCAAUGCAUGAUAAGUAACAUGUGAGGUUCAAUUUGCUAUCAAAUUCCAGCGAUCUUCGGCUAUAUAUCAUUUUUAAUCAUCUUAAAUCAAAUACGUCAUUGACGACAGUAUGCUUAAGGUCAUAGUAAAUUAAUUCUUUGUUUGAUAUUUAUUCCAAGGCGGGUAGAUUUUCAGGAAAAACUAGUUAAAACAAGAUGUGUUUGUGAAACACUGAUGUCCCCUUAUGGCAACUUAUGGCAAAGGUUAAACUUUCUCAAAUGCAAAUCAAAUAAGAUGGUACCCAAAGUAAGGUCUUGUACCGAGGAAUAUACCUGUAAAAUAUGAAAGCCUUAGCAGCAACCAUUGAAAAGAUAUGGAAUAGGUUAAAGAUUUUCAAAAGUAGGUCAAACAUCAAGGUCAAGGUCAAAAUUAAUGGUGCCCAAGGAAAUGCCUUCUCACAAGAAAUACACAUGUGAAAUAUGAAAGCCCUAGCACCAACCGUUUAAAAGAUAUGACCAAGGUUAAAGUUUUUCAAAAGUAGAUCAAACUCAAAAGUCAUGGUCAAAGGGUCUAAGUUGUUGGUAUCCUAAAUAAGGUCUUGUCACAAGGAUUGCGUAUGUGAAGUAUGAAAGCCCUAGAACCAACUGUACAAAAGAAAUAGCCAAGGUUAAAGUUUUCCAAAAAAGUGUCAAUCUCCAAGGUGAAGGUCAAUGGGCUAUAAUUGUUGGUAUCUAAAGGAAGGGCUUGUCACAAGGAUUACACAUGUGAAGAAUAAAAGCCCUAGCACCAACUGUUCAAAAGUUACGGCCAAGGUUAAAGUUUUCCAAAAGUAGGUCAAACUCCAAGGUCAAAGGGUCAAAGUUGUUGGUAUCCAAAGGAAGGUCUUGUCACAAGGAUUAUACAUGUGAACUAUGAAAAGCCCUAGCAUCAACCGUUGAAAAGUUAUAGCCAAUGUUAAAGUUUUCCAAAAGUAGGUCAAACUCCAAGGUCAAAGUCAAAGGGUCAAAGUUGUUGGUAUCCAAAGGAAGGUCUUGUUACAAGAAUUACAUAAGUGAAUAAUGAAAGCCCUAGCACCAACCGUUCAAAAGAUAUGGCCAAUGUUAAUGUUUUUUCAAAAGUAGUUCAAACUCGAAGGUCAAGGUCAAAGGGUCAACGUUGUUGGUAUCCAAAGGAAGGUCUUGUCACAAGGAUUACACAUGUGGUCUAUGAAAGCCCAAGCACCAACCGUUCAAAAGUUAUAGCCAAUGUUAAAAAGUUUUUCAAAAGAAGGUCAAACUCCAAGGUCAAAGGGUAAAAGUUGUUGGUAUCCAAAGGAAGGUCUUGUCAUAAGGAAUAUACAUGUGAAGUAUGAAAGCCCUGGCACCUAUCUUUCAAAAGUUAUGGCCAAAGUUAAAGUUGGGGAAAAUUUUGUAAAACUGGGUCAAACUCCGAGGUCAUAGCUUUAACCAAUCAAAAGUUAUAAGCAAUGUUAAAGUUUUUGCGGACAAACAGACAGACGGACGGACAGGGCAAAAACUAUAUACCCCCGAAUCUUCGAUACGGGGGCAUAAAAACAAACACGAGAUUAUCAGAUUCUCAACAAUUUUUCUCUUCUUUGAAAUAUUGCAAAUCCAUUCAAUUUUAAGGCUACCGUAGUUUUUGGACUGUGUUUGUUUUUUAUGCGGACUGGAGGGUACGUUUAACAAAGAUAUGAUUUAUCAUGACACGAUGAUUUUUCUCUCCACGUGUGUGUGAAUCUAUGUUUUAGUGUGGGUGGGGAGAGGGAGGGUGAAGGGCCACCACCCUGGAUCCUCCUCAGAAUUGCUGGAUUCGCCCCUGUAAAUGAAGGCAUUCUUUCCAAAUAUGAGAAAAUUUAUUAAAUGAAUGUAUAUUAAAUUUAAUCGAAUAAAAAAUCUUGCUUUCAUUGUGCAAGUUGACCUUGGAGUUUGAACUACUUUUGAAAAACCUUAACAUUGUCCAUAAUUUCUGAACGAUUAGUGCAAAGGUUUUCAUAUUUCACUUCUUUUCUUUUUUUUCCUUUUGGUACCUUUCUGGUACCAACAUUUCUGACCCCCUGAUCUUGACCUUAGAGAUUGAAACUAUCUUUAAAAAUCUUUAACCUUGGCAACUUCUGAACGGUUAGUGUUAGUACUUUCAUAUUUCACAUGACUCUUUUGUAUUUCUUGUGAUAUUGCCUUUCUUUUGGUACCAAAUUUUCUGACAUUUUUUUUGCAAACAAAAGCAAAUGUGAGAAUUAUAAGGGUUUCGCAUAAAGAUAGUAGUCAAGGGACAUAACUAUUUCAAUAUACGAAUUUAACUCGUUACAAUAAAUUUUGGAAUUCGUUAUAACGAAUUUGGAAUUCAUUUUAACGAAUUUAAUCUUAACUGUUAUAACAAAUUUAUUAAUUCGUUAUGACGAAUUCAACAAAACCGUUACAAUGAAAUAAGGAGAUAACAAACAGUAAUCAAGCUCACAAUAAAAAUCGGAAGCAGAGCAAACAAGAACCUCUAAAAACAUCAGAGGUGGGAUCAGGUGCCAUGGAGGAGAAAGCAUUCCCUUUCGACCGGUCCCACCCGCUGUGUGCUCAUUGUUAUGAUCGAGUAAACGAAAUAAUUGUCCAACAACUAGCACAAAAAACGUCAGUCAGCACUGAUGAAACCUAUUCGUUUUUUCUUUUGUAAGGUAGAAACUAACAAUCAAUGGAUAUACAUGUAUAGUACUGUUUUGUGAAUAUUUGUUUUACGUUUUGAAGAUUCCCUACUAUUUAAGACCUAUUAAAAUAUGUGAAAUGAAUGUGAUUACAGUAUAUGAAACAGGUUUAAAACAUUUUAGAUUAUUUAUGAAAACAAUAUAUAUUA
Molecule: messenger RNA, 4878 nt
Organism: Saccostrea echinata
Lineage: Eukaryota; Metazoa; Mollusca; Bivalvia; Ostreida; Ostreidae
Product: carcinoembryonic antigen-related cell adhesion molecule 5-like
Exons: 8
Coding region: 14-1516 (500 amino acids)
Source: RefSeq, a predicted model, not a curated record